CCGCAGGUGAAACUUGGCAAGCUAAUUUUGGGACACCCUGUAUGAGUGACACCUUGGCAAAAUUGAUCAAACAACAGGUGAUAACUCGUCAAAUACUCAGUGAGGUACUCGAUGAAGUUCAAAAAAUGAAACAAGUAUCCAACACUAAUCCAUCAACUAGCACUGAAGUUCAAUCAAUCUUUGCAGCUUUUCAGCAUUUCCCUAUCUACUCAGACGAGACGCUGAAUCUCUUAGAAGACUACCUUUCUGAAAAAGGACGGUUCAAGGCUGCUAUUACGGAGAUGUCCAAAAUGGGGGGUGCUUCCCCAUAUGAUUUCAUGAAACGGUGCCUCUCGUCCAUCAUUACCAAUGGUUUUGCAUCGCAAUUUAGCUGGCUUGGUGCUAAAAAAAAGAGAGUUUUUCGACAACUGAAAGUAGCUGAUCUUCUGCUUGAGGCUGCCCAACUCAAUGGAGUCUCUGAUAAUAGGAAAACUUCUGAAGAAGCAAUUAAGGCUUGGUUGAGAAGAGCCAAAGAAAGAUAUAUUUCAUCUUUGAAGAAAACACUUCCAGAAGCAAGUGUCCGGCGAGAUGCCAAUAUUCUGAUGUUUUUGCCAUAAUGUAUUAAUCUCGAUGUUCAGCCCAAAGACUCUCAGUUAUGUCAUUUAAUCUGUAUGUUUGUUUUGUUUGAUUAAAUGCUCAGCUCGAUUCUCAGUCGC
This is a messenger RNA of Phaedon cochleariae (mustard beetle), 695 nucleotides long. Lineage: Eukaryota; Metazoa; Arthropoda; Insecta; Coleoptera; Chrysomelidae. The record is from the annotation of a GenBank genome assembly.